Doryrhamphus excisus (bluestripe pipefish) is the source of this 3279-nucleotide messenger RNA. RefSeq names its product sharpin and rbck1 related (gene shrprbck1r). Gene Ontology annotation, cellular component: LUBAC complex. Lineage: Eukaryota; Metazoa; Chordata; Actinopteri; Syngnathiformes; Syngnathidae. Gene Ontology annotation, biological process: protein linear polyubiquitination; positive regulation of canonical NF-kappaB signal transduction; proteasome-mediated ubiquitin-dependent protein catabolic process. The record is from RefSeq and is a predicted model, not a curated record. Gene Ontology annotation, molecular function: ubiquitin binding; ubiquitin-protein transferase activity.
CUUCCCUGUCCCGCCAGUAAACAAGACGAAGAAGACGAGGCAGAAGAAGUAGAACGUGACGGUCGAGUCCAUUCCUAACAGGCGCUGCCACUUCUUUCGAUUUAAUUUUUUUUUUAGUUUUUAAUCUCGACGUCGAGCGGGACAAAAGGAUAAAUCUGUCUCAAAAGGAGCUGCGACGUAUAUUUUAAAGAGAAGACGAUUUGAAGGCGGAGGAAUUGACACUUGACAGCCUACGCACUUGCUUCCUGUUGUCAGUGAGGUAGUGAUAUGUCUAAAGGAGCUACUAUGCUACAAACAUAGCAAAAUGGGGGACUCUGAACAAGGGGGGACAUUUUAAGCGGGACUGCGUUCUCUUCGUGUGUCUUUUCUACAUGCGUCCCUUGACGGUAUGUCACUGAGUUCGGGCGGUUGGACCGCCGGUCUCGCGGCGGAACAGCGCGCGCCUCCUCCGCCUGUCCGGAAUGGAGCACCGCAGCAUUCGGAGCUACCGAACUGUCAAACUGUGCUCAUGUCGGUUCGGGUGUCGUUGUGCCAUUCGGGUAUUCGGCCUCUGCGUCUUCCGGGAGCAGGUGGUGAGUCACUUCGCCUCCAGCUCAGUAUGGACCCGGGGAAGUCCGGGGAAUUCCGUCUCGCGCUCCAAGACUGCAGCGGGAAUGGUCGGAGCGUGAUUAUUGCAGAGUACGAUUUGAGAUCGGUGAACUAUGAGGUGAAAACACCGAAAUGCCACGAGCUGAGUCUGGCGGCGCCUCCGCAUGAUAGCAUCAAGUUUAACUUUCGUUGCGAGCAGGAGGCCCAGCAGUGGGCCACUGUGGUUAUGACAUCACUGAGAGAAGCACACAAAGGAGCAUGCCCUGAAGAUAACAACACAGAGCGUUCCAAGCUUCAGGAUACCUCAGCUUUGCAGCAAUUAGAAGACACGUGCAUGGAGCUGACCCGGGCCAUCGAGGCCGGCGACAUGAAGGCGGCCUCGGCGUUUGCCGUCACGCUUUCUCAUCAACACGCCGCGCUGAAGAUCCAGCCCGCCGCUCGACAAUGUGAAGACACUGAAAUCAGAUUGGCUGUUGUCGUCGAGGAUGCUUCGUCGUCGUGUUGCGUCACGAUGAAGGUUUCUCCUCUUAUGACCGUUGCGGCUCUGAAACAGCAGAUGUUCCUCGAGUACGGCUUCCACCCGUGGGUGCAGCGCUGGGUGAUUGGCCAGUGCCUGUGCGCCAACCAGCGCCCCCUGGUGACAUACGGCGUCCGCCAGGACGGCGACACGGCCUUUGUUUACAUCCUGUCCGCCCGACACGCUCGCCUCACUCACCAAGUUCUCCAGCAAGACCAGGAGAGCGCUCUCCUCCACAUCUCCCCUCCUAGCGUGGCUUCCAUUUUUCCCGCCACUCCAAACAGCACGGCAACACAACAGCGCAGACCUUAUAACACUUUGCCCCCGCGAUUGUAUGACAACAUCAGCAACAUCGGGUCACAGAAAGCAGACAUCAGACAUGCUUCCGAUGUGGAAUUCUGUCAACUCCAUGAAGUACUGAAACCAAACACAACCUCCUCGCAGGGUUGGCCGUGCCCGUCUUGCACUUAUAUUAACAAACCGACGAGGCCCGGCUGCGAGAUCUGCGGUACGGACCGGCCUGAGAACUACGUGGUUCCGGGCACCUACCAGCCAGACGCGGUGGAACUCAGACGGAUCCAGCAGGAGAAGGAGGCCAUUAGACAGUACCAGCAGGCGAGGGAAGAGGAGCGCCGGGAUAAUUUUGCCAAGCUGGUAAUGAUGGACGGCCAGGACCUGGUUCCCAAUCCGGAGCCGUUGGACUGCAAGAUCUGCUAUGUGGAGCUAAAGCCAGGAGAGGGCGCUGUUCUCAGGGAGUGUCUCCACUGCUUCUGCAGAGAGUGCUUGCGCUCCGUCAUCAUGCUGAGUGAGGAGCCCGAAGUCUCCUGCCCUUACAGAGACGACACAUACGCUUGCACACGCUCCCUGCAGGAGAGGGAGAUCAGAGCUCUGGUUCCUCCACAGGAAUACGAACGCUGGCUGCAGAGAAGUUUAUCUGUGGCCGAGUCUCGAUGUGAGGGCAGCUACCACUGCGCCACCGUGGACUGCCCUGGCUGGUGCGUGUACGAGGACACCGUUAACGUGUACCAGUGUCCCGUCUGCCAGAAGAACAACUGUCUCAUUUGCAAGGCGAUCCACGAGGGGAUGAACUGCAAGCAAUAUCAAGAUGACCUCGCAGCCCGUGCCAUCAACGACUCGGCCGCACGAAGGACAACACAACUACUUCAGACUCUAGUUGCAUCCGGGGAAGCGAUGCACUGCCCCCAGUGUGGCAUCAUCGUGCAAAAACGGGACGGAUGCGACUGGCUGCGCUGUACUGUCUGUCACACGGAAAUCUGCUGGGUCACCAGGGGUCCCCGCUGGGGGCCAAAGGGUCCUGGAGACACCAGUGGAGGAUGUCGCUGCAAUGUGAACCUUCAAAAAUGCCAUCCGAAAUGUCAAAAUUGUCACUAAGAUACUCUGAAAUGUGUCCGCAUUAAAUAAACAAAUGGCCUUGGAACUAAAUAUUAAACAUAAGUAUAAAUAAGUAUUAAAGCGUGCACAAAGAAUAGCCAAAAACGGACUGAAACAUUGGAAUGACUUCAUUGGUUGCAUGCAGUGCCUUGGAAAAAACGACUUGCUAUGCAAAUGUAGCCCUGUGGAUGUUGAUGUUAUACCGUAGCAGGAUGCAAUACAUUAAUACUUUACCAAAGUGGCCUUUUUACAUGUGAACAAAAACUGAACCAGGGUCUUUAUUUAUCCUUACUUAGGCUCGUGCAAUGUUGUUAGGUUUUUUUUUCCAUAGAUAAAAAGAGAAAGCCUUAUUUAUAUGCUAUAUAUUUUUGUAUGCAUGGGUGCUUUGGAAUGGAAAUGAAGCGGAUGACGUUGAUUGAUUAUAUAACUUACCGCCAUGGUCAAAGAGCUUGGGAAACGUUACUGUAUGUUGUAUGUAUGUAAGCUAAUAAUAAUAACAAUAACCCCUUCCAAAUGUAUGUAUAUGGUGAUUUUGAAUUUUUUUUCAUUUAUCCACUAACAUUUUGAAUGCAUGGUUUUGACGUGUAAUGAUGUUAACGUUGGGUACUGUCAAGAAAUGCACUAAAGGUAAAAAAAAAAACUAGGUUCUCCCUUAAAAACUCGACUAUCCUGCAAUGAUAAGCCAUAAAAAAAUAAAGUGUCUUAACAUGUAUUCAAAUGUCAUUGAUGUAUUGUAUUGUAUUGAUGUGCCUUAAUGCUCAUUAAACAACCUUCAAACUGGA